GUUUCGGUAAAAAGUUUUGCAACUGAGAAAUCCUUUUCUGCCAGCUGCCCCAAAAGACCACAAAAUGCACGAAGCGUACAUAGUGUAUCCGCCGGAAAAAAUAUCCGUGCAAAUAGAGUCAAUGACCGGUUUCGAUAACAAAUUGAUCCUCGGCACCCGGCAGGGCCAUCUGUUGAUGUACUCGUUCGAGCUGAACUCGGAAACCAACAAGCUCGAUCUACAGCUGCUACAGUACGAUAAGAACUUUAGCAAGAAGCCCAUCACACAGAUCGAUGCCAUCGCGGAGUACAAGCUGAUGUUCAGUCUGACCGAUGGGCUGUUGAACGUGAACGACUUCAGCCGCCACGGAUUUCCCCUGAUACACUCGGCCGUGAAAACGAAGGGCGCUACGGUUUUCGGGUUGGACGUAAAGCGGUCAAAGUCACUGACGAGCGACAUUGCGAUCGUCUGUCGAGUGUGUGUGGCCGUCAAACGGAAGCUACAGUGCUACUACUGGAAGCAGGACCACCUGCUUACCUUCAUCAACGACAUCGAUUUGAACGAUGUUCCGAAAACGGUGGCGUGGAACAAUCAUUUCAUUUGCGUUGGCUACAAAACGGAGUACGCCCUCUACGAUAUCAGCGGCGACAUGCCACGGAAAAUUGAUCUCUUCCCGACGAGCUCCUCCAAGUCGAUCGAACCGUGCAUUACGCUGAUCGAGGACAGUGUUUUCGCGGUGGUAAAGGACGAGCUUCUCAUCACGAUCUACACCGAAAAGUACAAGCUGGACGAGCGCGAAGGAACCAACAUGUCGGGAUCGGUGAAACCGCCGGAGGUUGCCAAUGCCGUGGCGCUCGGUGACAAGCGUACGAUGAACCUGAAGUCGCUGAACUGGAGCGAACCAUUCCAGUGUCUGGUGUGGGACGACCCGUACGCGAUCGGGCUGAUCAACGAUGCGAUCGAGGUGCGCGUGUUUGACAACGUCGACGACAAGGGCACGCUGAUACAAACGCUGCCGCAUAUGCAGAAGGCACGAUUUCUCGCUCGCGGCAAGCAAGGCCUACUUUACGCAGCUUCCGUUUCACACCUCUGGUGCAUCCAAGCGGUGGACAUAUCGAAACAGCGAGAGCAUCUGCUGCAGCAGGAAAACUUCCAAUUGGCCCUCAAGCUAACCAAUAUUUCCGACGAAAAUGCCGAGUUUAAGGCAACGAAGAUCAACGAAAUUCAAACGCGCCACGCGUACAAUCUGUUCGUGCGGAAACUCUUUCGCGAAUCGAUGCGCGAGUUCGCCGACCUGGACACCGAUCCGAUCGACGUGAUACGCCUGUUUCCGGACCUGUUGCCCGACAACGGCAAGCAAAACAAGCUGCUGGAAAACAUGACCAGCAAGCCGGUACCGGUGCUCGAUGAGAAAGAGCUGGAACAUGCCAUCCUGGCACUGAUUGACUACCUGGCCGAGAAGCGGUGGAGGUUGCAGAAACAGCUGAAGGAGGGAGCUAGCGAGGGAUCGAGCAAAAACUUUGCCGCCCUGCUGGCCAUCAUCGACACGACGCUGCUCAAGUGCUACCUGCAGACGAGUGAUUCGAUGGUGGCAUCCGUGUUACGCAUGAACCACUGCUAUCUGGAGGAAUCGGAACGUGUGCUGAAGAAGCACGACAAGUACGUUGAGCUAAUCAUUCUCUACCAGACGAAGGGUCAACACAAGCGCGCCCUGCAACUGCUACAGACGCAAGCGGAAGUCCCGGGAUCACCUCUGUUCGGGCACGACCGUACCGUGCAGUAUCUGCAACAGCUGGGAGCGGACCACAAGCAGCUGGUGUUUGAGUUCGCCGGCUGGGUGCUUGCGAAGCAUCCGGACGAUGGGCUGAAAAUUUUUAUCGAAGAAAUCCCCGAGGUUCGCAACCUGCCACGGGCUGAAGUGUUGGACUUUUUGCUAAAAGAUCACAAGCCGCUAGUGAUCCGGUAUCUGGAGCACGUGGUUGACGUUUGGCACGAGGAGAAGGCACUGUUUCACAACAUUCUCAUCCAGCAGUAUCGCGAGAAGUUGCUCUCACUGAAGAACGAUACGGAUUCGGAGUACGACAACCUAAAGAAAAAGGAACUAGCGUUGGUCAAUGAAAAGUUGCUGAACUUUCUGAAAACAUCCAAGUACUGCCACGCAGAGAAGCUGCUGGGAGAGUUCCCGUACACGGAUCUGUUUGAGGCUCGCGCGAUCAUUCUCGGUCGAUUGGGCAAACACGAGAAGGCACUGGCCAUUUUUGUGCAAAUUUUGGGCGAUUUCGAGAAGGCACUCGCGUACUGUAACAGCACGUACGACGCGAACAAUCCGCAGCACAGCGACGUGUACGUGACGCUGAUGAAAAUCCUUCUCACGCCACCGACGGCCCCACCGUACAGCGAUGUGGAGCUACACCCGCGGUGCCUAAAGCCCGACCACGACCUGGUUCUGAGUAUCCUCGAGCAGCACGCCACGAAGAUCAAUCCGUACACGGCGUUGCAGAUCCUGCCGGACACGAUUCCGUUGGCACGCAUUAAGCAUUUUCUCGAACUUUCCCUGAAGUACUACCUCGAGAAGAAGCAACGGGCGCAGGUGCUAAGGGGUCUGCACUACGCCGAGAACCUGCAGAUUAUGGAACAGAAGAUGCACUACGAAUCAAAGCAUUUCCUCGUGACGGACCUGAGCGUGUGCACGGUCUGCAAGAAGAAGUUCAGCAACCAAAGUGCGUUCGUCCGUGUGCCAGAUGGGAGCAUCGUGCACUUCUCCUGUCAAGAUCGGAUAUUCUAA
Messenger RNA from Anopheles bellator, 2764 nucleotides. RefSeq names its product vam6/Vps39-like protein (gene Vps39). Gene Ontology annotation, cellular component: membrane; cytoplasm. Bases 65 to 2764 code for a protein of 899 amino acids. The transcript has 7 exons. The record is from RefSeq and is a predicted model, not a curated record. NCBI's taxonomy places the organism in Eukaryota, Metazoa, Arthropoda, Insecta, Diptera, Culicidae. Gene Ontology annotation, biological process: endosomal vesicle fusion; vesicle-mediated transport; autophagy.